Messenger RNA from Epinephelus moara (kelp grouper), 13654 nucleotides. RefSeq names its product NHS-like 1b (gene nhsl1b). Bases 173 to 5167 code for a protein of 1664 amino acids. The record is from RefSeq and is a predicted model, not a curated record. Lineage: Eukaryota; Metazoa; Chordata; Actinopteri; Perciformes; Serranidae. The transcript is spliced from 8 exons. Gene Ontology annotation, biological process: cell differentiation.
UUGGGAGUAAGAGGGGAGGUCUCCCACAGUCACCCCUCCAUCCCACCACCUCAAGUGCUUGUCCAGGGAGAGACUGUGUCGUGCAAGAAGGAGGAGGAGGAGUUGGGGGGACUUUGGUCCUGGAUAGCACAGGGGAGGGUGGGCGUUGGGGGGGUUUAGGUCUUAGCAGGGGAUGAUCACAUACGUGCGCUGCCUCUCCUCAGAGCCGGUGGUCAGCUGCUGGCACAGGGCCUGCUAUGAGGACCCCUCUGGCGAGAAGCGAACUCUGUGCUCCUUCUUGCCCGCCAACAAGAUGGGGAACAGCCUCCAGCCCCAGGCGUUUCCAAGCCCCAGGCCCGCCAGGCCAGAGGGCUGCCUGCGCAAACGCCUACUUUCGGUGUCAAAGGUGCAUCAGAAGGCGGACUCUCUCUGGACACCUAAACCGCUGCUUGGACCAGACGUCAAAGGCUCGCCAGGGAAAACGCUAACCUUCCCGGAUGACAAAGCGGUGUCUAAUCUGGAUGAGGAGAGCAAGUGGACGGUUCAUUACACAGCUCCGUGGCACCAGCAGGAGAACGUCUUCCUACCAGGCAGCAGGCCGCCCUGCGUAGAAGACCUCCACCGUCAGGCCAAAGUCAAUCUCAAGACCGCCCUGCGAGAAUGUGACAAGUUGAGGAAAGAUGGUUUCCGGAGCUCUCAGUACUACUCUCAGGGUCCCACCUUUUCUGACCCCUUACAGUCCACCAGCAGCCUGCAGGAUGAGGAGGAGGAUGACAAUGACAAGAAGUCAACAGCUUCAUCAGCGGAAGACGAGAAAUCCCAGCUCUCCAUGAGGCCCCAGACCCCGCAGGGAGGGGAGGGGUAUGAGGUGGACGGGCAGGUUGUAUGGAACAAGAGCACACCCCUCCCCACCCCGGAGGAGAAGAUGAGGCUGGCGGCUCAGGCCGUGCCCACAGCCAUAGUUCCCAUCAACGUCACAGGGGCAGUGUUUGACCGACAGGCGAGCAUCCGGCGCUCCCUCAUUAACACUGACACCGUGUCCCGCCGUCCCAAGAAGGUCAAACGCAGAAAGACUAUAUCAGGGCUGCCUGACAACUUCAACCACGAGCUAGCAGCAAAAGGACACGGCGGAGAGCUCCGGCCGCAUUCCAUGUUCAUCCCAGGACAGUACUCCACCUUGGGCAGAGUUGGGAGUGUUAACUCAACGCUCCGACGUUCAGACACUAGAGACUCCGGCUGCCAGACGGAAGAAGUGAAAAUUGUUCCCCCGUCCAUGAGAAGAAUCCGGGCUCAGAGAGGACAGGGAAUUGCGGCUCAAAUGGCCGGCCUCUCCACCUCCUCCUCAACAGGAAGUAUAUCCAUCUCGAGUAGCGACAGCUCUGGGAUCCUGAUGCUGCCGCAGUACAACAGAGAUCCCUCCCGUUUUCACAGUCUGCCCCGACAGGGCGCCAGGGUGUCCCUCAGUGCUGACCCCAUCUGUAGCAGCACCCCGAUCAAGGCAGGGGAGCAAACUACACCUCAGAGGCAGAUUGGAAAGCUUCAGGUUGACGACACUGUGGUGCACAUGAGAAACGCCCCGAGGACAGGCACCCUGCCAAGGCCCAAGUCUCAGGAGGUGAGGGGGACACAGGCCAGUGAUUGGGGUGGUGGUCCGGCAUGUGUGGUCUCACCACAUGCUGCCUACUCCACCUCACUCAUCCCCAACGCCACCCUGUCUUGCUCCACUGAGGUCAUUACCCUCAACACCUCGGGUCAGCUCCCCCACUCUCCAGCCUCAGCUUACCCCACAGCUCGACCCCUCAGUAUGGCUUCCUCCAUCAACGCUGACUCCAGUCCAGCAGGCUUUUCCCACAGCUCCACCUGCCCAGCCUUGGCUACUUCUACCCCCACUCAUACACCAAAGGAUAGCGGUCUGGUCAUCACAGCACCUGCUAGCGAGUCAGGGCAAUCGGACAGCAGUAUACACAGCCACAGCACCUUGGCCCCAACGCCGCCAUCCUGUCUGCCAGAGGAGCAGUGGGUCUACGACACGCCAGAAAACGUGGUGGUUCCACACCGCACUCUGACCUCCAGCUGCUCCACUCCUAUAAACCAGCUGUAUAGCAGCCUGGACCUCUCCUCCAGGACCACUACUGACUCCAGCUCCCUCUAUUCCCAGGACAACGAUGGAUACUACACCUCCAUGCACCUGGACUCAGGCCUGCGCUCUCGCAGCCAUGGCAGCGGGCAUGGCGCAGCACCUGGAAGGGCCACCAGGCACAGCAUGUACGAGUGCCGUGAGAUGGCCAAUCAGGAAGACUCUGGAAGCUUGUACAGCGAUCGCUCUCUGUCCCGCAGCAUUUCCCUCCGCAAGGCCAAGAAGCCGCCGCUGCCCCCAGCUCGUACAGACUCUCUCAGACGCAAGUCUGGCCCAAAAAAGCCCCUUGGAGGCGUUAGCGCCAUCAGCGGAGCUAACGAGCCAAACGGAACCAUGCUUAAUGAGACUCUAAUUGCCAGCUUGCAGCAAAGCCUACAGAUGGGGCUGAGAGGAGGGAAAGGAAAAGGAGCUUCACCUUCUUCACCCUCUCACAGCCCAAGCAGCGACUAUGAUGACCCCUGGGUGCUACGGCCACGCAGUCAGAGUAGCGUCAGUGCAGGUAGUUCUGCAGCAUCACUAGCAGCUAACGCCAACUGUGGCGGUGUGUCUAACGUAUACUCGCUAUGUCAUGUGACGCCCGCUCACAGCGACACCAGCAGCUUGCGCUCGGACUAUGCUGAUUCCUGGGGCUACUAUAUGGACUACCCUCGUAACCACGGAGACCAGAGGGCACAGUCCCCUCCGGUCCAUGCCACAGAUAACAUGUCGGCUGGUGCUCACCCAGGAGAGCUUCAGAAUGGAGGUGAGAUUCUCAACAACAGCCAGGCCCCUGGAGCUCCAGGCCAGGAGGAGGGGGUGGCAGUGAAGCCCAAAAUGUCCACCUCCUCACCGGACAGGGUGCACAGGCUGACCUCACCAUCCAGCGGAUACUCCAGUCAGUCCAACACCCCCACAGCUGGAACGCCAGUGCCCUCAUUCGUCAGGUCCAUGUCACCCUCAGGCAGCCGGCCCAAGCCCAAAGUGCCCGAGAGAAAGUCCUCUCUCCUCUCCUCUGUAUCCAUGUCCUCCUCGUCCACCUCCCUUUCCUCCAACACCUCAGACUCACUUAAAAGCUCCGGACCUCCUCCGCCACCACCUCCACCCUUGCCCCUCUCCUCCUCAGCUCCUACCACCCCUCUCAGCCCACCUCCACCCUUCCCUCCCCCUCUGCUGCCAUGCUCCAGUGCAGGCACUCCUCCACCAGCUCCCCCGUUACCAACCACUCCACAGGGUCCAACUCUCAUCCCACCCCCUGCUUGCUCCACCUCCCCUGAAUUCCCUCCUCCUCCAUCCCCUGAAAUGCUAAUCCCCCCCAGUUCAUCCUUCAAUGGGAGCUUCAGUCCUCCCCCUCCACCUCCCCCUCCCGUCCCCUCUAUGGGGCCCCCUCCACCUCCUCCACUGCCUGCUUUUGUCCCACCAUCCUCCUCCCCAUCUUUUGUGAAGCCAGUGAAAGAUGCUCCUAAACCAGCUCUUCCCAACAGCCCCACAAAGUCACCUAAACCCCUCAUCACCCCGUUUGCGCUGCAAAGUGUUCAGCUUCGCUCUGUUAAACGGCCAGAAAAGGAGAUUAACGGCCAAUCAGACGACGACACCAAAGCUCAGGACACAGGGGUAGACCUCAUUCAGGGUCUAAAGCCCCAGAGCCUGGAGCAUCCCACUGUGACGCACCUGUCAAACUGCUCCCCAGAAGAAGAUUCACGUAACUCCUCACCAUCGCCUGUGUCAAAGCUCUUAGAAGAGUUGUCUUUCGACUGCAGUAUCACAGAUGACAAGCUAGAUAGUGCUGUCAUAAACGGGAAAGCCGAAGAUCACUUUCUUUUAAAUGGAAAAGAAAUAGCUGAAGGGCAGGAGUCAUUCCCGAGUCCCCCACAGAGCUCUCACAGCUCUCCUGUCAAACAGAAGCCCCCCGCAGUCUCGAAGAAACCCCAAAUCUCUUUUCUCCCACCAUUUAGCCCUCAACCAAUCAAUGAACAGGUUCCACCUCAGCAGGAUGAUACAACCAGCCUGUCACAAGCAGAGGAUCAAGUAGAUGCACCGCUAAAACAAGUGAAGAAAGAAGAGAAAGAGAGUAAAAGUGAGCAACAGGAGGAAGAGGAAGAGAGCUAUGAAACAUCCACGGUGACCCAGGACGAGUCUGUCAGCCAGGAGACAAGUCCACACCAUGGAGUGUGCACCAAUGGAGAGGCUCAUGACGAGGAAGAUGAGGAGGGAGAUGGAGCAAGUAGCACGACUGGAUCCAUCAGCUCCAAGGAGGAGGACAGUGGUGAGGUGUUCUACUCCAGUACGGCUGAAUCGUCUCCAGCCCCGUCAGCCAACGGGGCCUCCGAGGAGAAAAUGGUGACCCCAACUCCUUCGCGGCCCCGAACCACUGAGGACCUUUUUGCCGCCAUCCACAGGUCAAAGCGCAAGGUCCUGGGUCGCAAGGAGUCUGAGGAGGACAAGUCCCGGGCUACGAGCCAACCACACUCUCCGCCCGUCACCCCCACAGGUGGUUCCCCAGGAACGGUGUCCUCCUUGCCCCGCCAGGCAGGCUCCAUCCAGCGCAACCUCCGCAAGUCCUCCACCAGCAGCGACACCUUCAAGGCCCUUCUCCUGAAGAAGGGCAGCCGCUCAGAGACCAGCUUCAGGAUGUCGGCCACUGAGAUGCUUCGCUCCACGGACCCUCGCUUCCAGAGAACGCACUCCGAGUCGGCGUUGGACUCCCCUGCUGCUUCACCCUCCUCACUGUCGGCGCCACACAGCCCCUGCACCUCCCCCGGCCGUGGUAAGAGGGCAACAGAUGAGUGGAGCCGCUACGAGGCCUUGGCUCUGUCCUCGCCGACUUCAUCCUCCUUUUCAAUGAGCGGGUUUAAGUACGGGCGCUCACGUACACCGCCAUCUGCUGCCAGCAGCAAGUACAACGCACGCAGCCGAAUCCUCAGCAGCCCAAUGACUGUAAUCUGUGAGCGUGAGGGGGAGCUGGCUGAGAGCGAGUACGGGGACACUGCAGAGAGUCCGACCGGACCCACGGCUCAGACUCUUCCUGUACUCAAUAACUCCAAUGGCACUUUAUCUGAAGAGAGCAGAAGUUAAACAGCAAUGACUGCCCCUUAGAUACAGGGAGCUGAACUCACUCGUCAUAACCAGGUAGGGGGCAGGAAGAGGAGCCGAUAGAGACACCUUCCUGAGCCCCACCCCCUCGGUGCUGCCUCUGAGGGAGUGGACAUGUCGGGUCCUGUUGUGAGGUCAGAGGUCGCCCCGUCAUGGACCGGGCUGGACUUAGUCUGAAGUGGAGAACUGGUUCUGCUGCAGCUUUUCAUGAUUUUCACUCUGUCCUUCGUUUGGUGACUCACCCUUUGUGUUGAAAGAAUAGCGUUUCUUUUUACGCCCGGUGUUCUUAGUUUGUUUUCCAUUUGUUUUGCUGUUUUCUUUUAUUGUCCUUAACACGCUGGAAUCUUCUAGUUUCUUUGAAGGACAACGUUCAGGUGGAAAACUAAAGGUGAAUUGAAGGAUUUGAAAAGUCACAAGUUGUAACUUUGCUGCUGUGGUGCUACGUAGCUAGGCAGUUGAAAAGAGUGGAAUGUAGAGGCGUGCUGGCCGGACGGACUCUCGCCUUGUGAAUCUUCUCGGCUUCUCUUCUGUUGGCUCUGGAAAGUGUUCGAGAGCACCACGGUUUGCAAGCAUCGGCUUCAAACAGCCCGUAUCGUUGUGGAAAGAACCCGAGGAAGACGUGGUACAACAGCCAGCUCCACGGUACAACUUCAGCUACGGUUACCACCAGGUUUUGCUUUCUGCUCUUUGGUCAGAGGUUUAGUUUGCAGAGCUGGUAUGUUCAGUGGUCCACAGGAAGUGCAGAGGGUUCAGUGCUGUCACCUAGUGACGGGCAGGAAAUAAACAACUGAGUGUAAAAAGACUCAACCAAAACAGCAAAUUUACUCUAUAAAAAAGGCUCAUAAAACCUUUAUUAAUUGAAUUUUAGUUUGUAGAUUUUGCACUGUGCAUAGGUCUUUUUCUUUGUUUGUGACUUAAAAACUAUGUUUUAAAGAUUGUUUUAAUAAACAGGUGAUGUCAUGACUUGUGUUUGGGAGUUAAGUAUGAAUCUAUAAAUGUAAAGACAGAAAGAAUAAGAGCUUAUUUACAGUCCGGGUCUACUAGCGAACAUGUUGGUUACCAAAGAGCUUGAACAUUAACUGCUGGCCGUUAAUCUGGAAGUGAACACAAUCUGAGAGUGUCUGACACACACAGUCGUCGCUAAGUUUGCCGAGACCUGCUAGAAGCUUUUAGGGCUUAAAUGAUUUCUAUAACGCCGUUGAUCUUUCUGCUAAGUUUUAUCCUUUUGCAGUUUUAUAUGAUUCUGUAUGUAAAUAUAUAGAGAAAAAGGAGUUUUAAGUAACAUUUGGACUUAUUUUCAGACUGUACAUGUGUAGAGCCCUGUGUUUGCUGGAAGGGAGUGGUUUCCUUUUUUGUAGAUUAUUUAUUUUCACAUAGCAGGGCUGCAAAAGGUGUCACGAUCGGAGUCAACCAGUGAGGUGAUGGAGGCACAGGGAAGGGGUUAGGAGGGCCACAUUUACUGAGCUGACCCCACCAGGCCAUCUCUUUCUUUUUUAAAAGGUGCUCCAGAGUAACAGAAAUGCAAUAAUGUCAAUAUUUAUGCUAAAGCCUUCUACUGCCCUUAAUCUCGAGUCAUGCAAAGCGCACGCUGGUGCUCGCAGCUGAGUAAAUGUGGUCUCUUAAGAGUCAUAAACUGAGGCGACAGGCGUGAGACUUGAUAACCUCCUAACAGCCAUAACACCCUGUGGUUUAAUCACCUGUGACCAGUGUGUCUCCCAGCUCCCGCCCGGCCGUGAUCGAGCACUUGGGGCCCGGGCUUGUGUCAUGACAGGAAAACGUCUCAAUCGCAGAGAGCGUGUGAAAAGACGGGGGAGGACAGAAGACGUAGUGGGAGUGGAGCUGCUAACGCUCUUGUGUAUGUCUGUGUAAUAAAAACAAGGUGAUAUUUAAAGAGUGGGUUUCUGUGUCAUCUCUGUGUGUGUGUGCAUGUGUGUGUGCGUGAGUGAUUCACGGCCAUCUGCCAACCCAGCACCCCAAAUCACAGCCUCAUUAGUGCCGUCGCCAUGGCACCCACACUCGUCUGUCAUCUGGAAAGCUCCAGAGGCCAUCGUUUACCCCUCCCUCCACCCGCGGGGUCAUCAGUUAUGUCUCCUUCUGGACAUCCUAUUAGGACACACACUGAAUCACAGGCUCAGCCCACAAUAGACCUCUCCACUGUUGAACCACCUCGACUGUCUGAAUUACACUUCGUAACCCACCACUGAAACCUCUCAACAUUACCCGCACCUCCUCGCUGCCUCUUCAACGCCUCGGCACGUCGAGUGCUCGUCCCCAAGGGUACAGAAACACUCAGUAUUUACAAUAUGUUCCCUCCACCAACACUUCAGCAGAGUCACCUGCUCCGUGACGCUGUGUCCAUCUGGCUGUCAGACAGGGAUCAAUACAAGCUCCUCCCAGCCAUAAUCACACUAUUGACACCUCAAUGCUUCCCUUCUCCUCCGUGCAGUAGGAUGUGACCGUUGAGACAGAAUGACUGUAUUGACUGAACACAGUGAAAGGUCCAGGAGUAGUUACCACCUGUGUUUUUGGUGUUCAAAAGUCUUCUGCUGCAAUUACUCAGCCAUAAAAGGAAUACUUCACCACCAAAAUGACAAUUUGUAUAUAAAUUGUGGUAAUCAAUUACAUUUAAUUUGUUAAAAAAUGUUUCUCGCACAUCUUGACAGUAAAUGGAGAAUCUAAAAACUGAAGAAAGUCUUCCAUGACCUCAUUUAAACAGCAAAACUCGAUCAAAACAUCAGUCCUCAAACUCCUGAACUAAACUGAAAUUGACACCUACUGUAUCUAUAAUCUCUUCAAAGCCAGACUCCAUUGACAAAAACAAUUAAUUUACUAGGGAUGCAUGAUAACAUAAGAACAUCAUCUGUAUCGGCCGAUGUUGGCUUUAAAAUUCAUUUAUACAUUUAAACCUUUAAGACUUAGGGAAUCAAUUGAGAGAGACCCCCAUUUUCAGUGAUGCCGGGCAUGUAAGCAAACAUAGAACCACCAUGCAUAUCAAUUAAAACAGAAAUUAAACCAAACCAUACAAAACAACAAUUAGCUACAUGAUCGCUAAAAGUAGAAAGCAUUUACACUCAAAACAAGAUCUGAAAUAAGGCAUGUAAACAGCCAUAAGGGUGGCAGAGUGUCCAGGGUUAAGGUCUUUUGCAGAUUAUUCUGUGUAUAAAGGUGCACUGUAAGAAAAUGAUAUGUGAGCUAUCCUGUGAGCGAGUACCGAGGUUAUGUGAGGUCAGAGUUAAAAGGGAUUAAAUACAGGGUGGAAGCAUCUGUAUCAAAGCUUUAUAAAAUGAACACAGCCAAAUAUAUAUAUAUAUUUUUUAGAUACAGAGACGACUGGUUGCUCUGUAUAAUCAAGCGCAGAUCAAAACCUUGUGCUCACAGAGAACAGGUAACAGGAUACACAGGAAAGCACUCCAAAAAUAUAGAAAACCAGGAAGGAAGUAUGAAAAAGCCUUUACCAUAGUGGCUAAAUCACUAAAGGAGCCGACAUGUUUCGACCACUGCAGGUCUUCGACAGUGCCUUAAAAACGACUUUAUACAUCUGUUUUACAAAGUUCUUAAACCACCAAUUUUUCAAAUUUUAAAAAGGAAACAUUCUGUCAAAACGCUUAUAAAUCAGACAAUGAAAUAAUAGUACUACACAAAGCAAACACAAAAACAUGGUCUUAAACCAGGGUGUUACAUAAGGAAGUCUACAUAAAUGAAAAUAUAUAUAAAAAAUAAAGAUAAUCUGGGUUACAAGCAAGAUAAAGAGGUAUAUUCAGUCAGAGGUUGCCUAAUCUUCCGUAACAUAUGGAUCAGUAUCACUAAUCGGCCAAAUGAAUUGGUAUACUGCAUAUCAAAUAUCAGCAAAAAUCCAACAUCGUGCAUCCCUAAAUUUUGCCUUGCUGAACAUGAGAGCUGCUGGUCUACCGCUGCAUCGAUUGUUAUUACACAGUUUUCAGCACUGCACUGCAAGCCAGGCGGCCCGCCUGCUCUAAGCAUUGGGGAAUUUUUUUUAAUGUAUUAUUAAGAUGUUUUUAAACUACAGCAGCCUGGAGAGUAACAGAAAAACACCCUGCUAAUGUUACAGUGAACAGAAUUGAAAAUGAAACUGACUGCACACACACACACAGCACAUCACAUUUUGUCCUUGGCAACAUGCUGCUCCUCCCAAUGACAGCUGCAUCUUGUCCAGUAGACACACAGGCUAGCAGGGCUGUUUGUAGCUUUAUGGGGGCCAGAAGAAAAAUGUUGCUGCUUACUUAAAUUGUUCUGUGUUUAGAGUUUACUCAUACAGAUCUGUUUCUUUUUACCAAUACGUACUUAUUAUGUUGCUUUGUUGCUUCCUGUUUGCACUCCCCCUUUACUGCUGCAACUUUCCCCACUGUGGGACGAAUAAAGGAUUAUCUUAUCUCUCACAAAAGAACUUAUUUUAAUUCAACUUAGCUGCAUUGUUAACAUCUACAUUUAAAACAAAAUCAGUGAGGUAAAAUUACUGUUUUUGGCAGUGGAGUCUGGCUUUGAAGAGAGCAUAGAUAAGUUUCACUUUCAGUUCAAUUCCCUGUUGGAAAGGGCUGUCUGUUUGAGAAGUACUGAGCGUACGACUGGAUGAAUGAGACUUGGAUUAUACUGCGCAAGUUGUGUGAGAGUUUGUGAACAAUUGUUUUGAUAUAGUUUUGCUGUAAACAAACCCCCAUGACUUCAAUUCAUCAAAAAAUGUCUCUACUUUUGGACUCUUCAUUCACCGGAGGCAUGUGAGAAAAACAAAGCUUUCUUCACAAAUCCAGCGUAACACUGGAUGAGUGAAUUAACAUGACUCAUCAUAACCCAUUUCUGAGGCAUCUUAUCUUCUCCCCAGAAGGGCAGGGUUAUAAAAACAUAUAAGUAUAUUUAACACACAUGCGAAGAAAACAACCACUAACACAAAUACUGGCCUUCAUAAAAAUCACAAUCAUACGACUUGUUAAAACUGCCACAAACUGACUGAACCAGUCCAGCUCAUGUGUCGGCAGAAACAUUUUGAAGUAUUUUCACAUGUAUCCUGACUCGAGGUCUCCAAAUCUCUCCAUCAGGCUGGAGGGGGAAAUAAAAUUAAAAUACACGACUGGAAUAAAACAGUGAGCCUCAUUAUAGGUUUCCUAUCCGCUGCCAUGUUUCACCUCACUGAGCACGGCCGAUGAGAUCGAUCUGACUGGUGAACAACAGAUGAAGUGUGUGUGUGUGUGUGUGUGUGUGUGUGUGUGUGUGUGUGUGUGUGUGUGUGUGUGUGUGUGUGUGUGUGUGUGUGUGUGUUCAGAGGAUAAAAAAAGAAGUUGUUUCUGCUGAGCGUCUGAACAUGAUAUUGGGAACAAUUGUGCCACAAAUAAAAAGAAUGACUCAGCAGACGUGAACCUGACGGCGGGGGAGAGAGAGAGUGAGAGGACAAGGUGAGAGCGGAUAAAGGGCGAAGUGAACUGUGGCGAGGAUUUCACCCGGCGGAUAAAAAGGUCACAGUGAUCAGAGUGUGGAGGACGGACUGAACUGUAUCCACUACAGAUCAGAUAAACAGCUCACGCUGAGGCGCUCUGCUGUUUGUGAUCCACACCACAUGAAGGAAUCCUGUUCGGAAAUAAAGACGACUGAAACAUAAUUUUAUAAUUUUGUAAUAAAUUAAUAGGUGUAUUUAUUAUUGAUGAGAUAAUAAAUGUUACAUUCUUAAACAUCAUUUGGAGGGAAGUAAUAUCUCCCAUGAUUCAUACAUCAGUGCAGUGCUUAUGUCAUCAUUCCCUCAUUAAGUACCAUUAAAAACACACAACGUCUGUCAUGAGCUCUGAAUGUAAACAUGAUUUAUGAUAAUAUGGUUUAAUGUGUAAAAGGACGUUAACUCAGAUUUAAAAGGCACAGUGUUAAUGUUAGCUUAUAAGUGUCACUCUUUGUUAAUAUCUAACAUCCACCAACAGAGGUGGGGCCAAGUCACAAGUAAGUCCCAGGUCCUAAACUUUGACUUUGGGAGUCCUAAAUGAGUCAUAACAUGCUCUUCACCAAAUGUAAUGCCAUUUUAACAACAGAGUACUUGUUAAAAUUAGUUUAUUAUAAGUUGUUGUGUCUCCGUCUGUUAUAACCUGCACAUUUUACAUACUGCAAUUCUUUAUGUUGACCACAGCGUAGUUUCUGUACACAAACAAAAUCAUCUUUGUUAUCACAUUUUUCAAAUGGCGCUCAGUAACGUAACGUGCUUCAUGGUUCUCUCCUGCAACUUGAUCGGAUGCUGUCGGAUUGCUUCAAACAAAGUGAAUCUGGAGAAUUUAGAGUCAUCUUGGUGGGGAUGAAUUGUGUUGAUGCAAGUUGAUUCGGGACAUGAAUCGUUUUAUGGCACACUUUAAUCUUUGGGCUUAGAGGAAUGUGUCAGGUAUUUUCAAGUCAAAUGGCUCGAGUCUAAAUGAAGUCCCGAGUUACUGGUGUUAAAGUCCAAGUCGAGGUACAAGUCUUCGUGGUUUUGUCAAGUCUCAUGUCGUCAAAUUUCUGACUUGGGUGACACUUAAUUUGGAUAGUCCACCUACAGAUAGUUUAUAGAGUUUAUUUAGAGUAUUCAACAGCUUAUUUUAUGAGAUUCAACAAUUCAGCUGUUUCACUUUCUUCUUUAGAUGUUUAACAAAUUAUCUUUACAAUAAAUGGAGACAAUUCACUACAUAUUCUUAUAUUAAUUUAGUUGAAUUUGAUCUAUUUGGUUGAGUAAACAAGUUCCACUAGAUCAGUGGUUCUCAACUGGUGGAUCGCGGUCCAAAAGUGGGUCACAGGUCCAUUCUGAAUGGACCGCAAGUGACUUGCAAACAUGUCAAGUUUGUAAAAAACACAUUUUAUUUUGAAGUACAGAGAAUUUCCAGCACAGAGCUUUUAUUUUAUAGUGCUGUUUCCUGCUGUGGAGUGAGUGACUAAUGGAAAUCUACUGAACAGAGACAGUAAACUAGCUCAAGGCUGUUGCCGCAGCGGCCCGGGUUCGACUCCAGCCUGUGGCCCUUUGCUGCAUGUCACUCCCUCCCUCUCUCUCUCCCCCUUUCACACUUGUCUGUCCUAUCCAUUUAAGGCUAAAAAUGCCCAAAAAAUAUCUUAAAAAACAAAAAAAAAAACAAUCAGUUUGAGUGAUUAUUUAGAAAAAGACAAAUCUGAUUCCAGCUUCUCAAAUGUGAAUAUUUCCUGUUGUCUAUGUUUCAUCACUCCUCUAUGACAGUAAACUGAAUGUCUUUGGGUUGUGGACAAAACAAAACAUUUGAGGACUUGGGGAAACAUUGAUCGCAUCAUUCACGAUUCUCUGACAUUUUAUAGAUCAAACAACUAGUCGAUUAAUUGAAAAAAUAAUCUGACAUGGAAAAAGUCACAUGGCUGAAUUGUUGAAUUUCAACUAUCUGUAGGUGGACUAUCCAAAGACAGUGUCACUGAAACUCAAGUCCACAUCUCUGCCUAACAGCACACAGGCAUGUGACUACACACUCAGUUUACCAGGGGAAAGGUUUUUUGUUGAGACUGCAGUAAUGCAGGUAUGACUGGUCCAGAUUUACAAUGGCUCAGUUGCUCAUCGUAUCAAGUGCGAUAGCGGUGACAGGAAGUGAGGUCUGAGAUCAGAUAAGGGGGAUCCACCAACAUUUUGUCAGGCAGGCCGUCAGAGUCACCUUCACAGCAGCAACACUGACUGACAGGAGGAAGAACCUGCUGUCAGUGUUUGCAGGUGACCUACAGAGUUAACGGACAGGUUCGUUUUUUGCCUUCAAGUUUAUCUCAACACGUAUCUCAACACCAUCUGUACACUGAAAGCGUGAUCGGUCGCUGUAAUGAUUCCUCCUGUCCAAAGGAGAUCUCAAUGUCAGUGACGGGGGACAAAGUCUACAGUCUGAGUCCGACAUGUAAAGUGAAUGUCCAUAUUAAAAUGAGUCCUUUUGUAAAAUAAAAGCCCCUCUGUCAUGAACAAUGUUUCCUUGCUGAGCUGCACUAACAAAAAGAGAGUAUGUUUUACUUUUCUUAAAAAAAUGUUGAGGAAAAUGUUGGUAUUUUUCAACCUUUACCCUAUCUCGGGUCUGAGUAACCAAUGGGAACAACCACUUUUAAAAAGGGGUCCAGUAUUGAGUGACAGCGCUGCAGCCGGCAGCUGCGAAACAGGCUACGAUGUAACCCCUCGGGGAAUGUUCACACCUGUAUGUCCACUACAAGUGUUUUUUUUUGCUACUGACAGGCUCACAUUGUUAUUAUAAAUGUCUGACAACAUUAUGGAAAGGAUCCCUACAGAGACGGACGUUAGGCCUGUACUACGAAGCAGGAUUUGGAGUUAGCGUGAUAACUUCAGGAUUAACUCAGGGUUUGCAGUCCUAUGAAGCUGGUUCCCUUUUUACCAGAAUAAAUCACCGUGGUAACUUAUGCUUAACAGCUAACCUGCUCCGGAGUAUCGGAUCACAGGCUGUCAACACCACGACCUCUGACCAAUCAGAUCACUGAAGAAAAAAGUAUCCAUGGACCAAAGUC